UCACAGUGAGAGCUUAGGGAAUGAACAGAGUAUACGUUCGUCCGUUACCAACGGAACAUCACCACUGAACCCGCUUCAGAUCAAAGCAACUUAAACAGUAGCGGUUGGAAGGGAUCGAGAGGAAUAUUUUAGUCUCUCAAAAGAACAAUGAAAGCUGGCUGAUUUCACAGGGACAGACAAACUAAUUGAGGGUCAAUGGAGUUAAGGAAAUAGGAAAUACACCGAGGCCUCCUGCCCCUGCUGAGUGGAGCAGCGCGUGGCUAAGAGGACUGCUGGGAAAUGAAGUCCAGUCUGAAACAGUGGCGACGGCUGGCCCUCGGGCUUAUGCUGCUCUGGGUGCUGGUCUUCCUGGCUCUCCUCUCCUACUUUAUGGAGUCCCGAGUGGAUGAGUCUCACACUGUGGGUGCUCUCUCCCAUACGGACACCCGCCGUCUGACCUCACUGCAAGGCAACCCCCGCACCAUUAUAGCCAGCCAUUUGGGGCUUGCCACCUCCUCCACGCCCCCUGCCUCCAUCAACACUCAACAGGAGAAAAACCAAAACCCCAGUCCCGAUUCCCAGCCUAGUCCACUCAAACAGGACACCUACCCCAAUGCAGACCACCAGAGCCAAGACGUGGGCUCAAGAUCAGGCGCUGUGAGUCGCAACCCUGAAAGACAAGAGUACAAUCAGGAUUCACCUCAACAGGAUGAAAAUGAUGAGAAUGAGGGAGUGGUGGGUGGGGAAGAUGAUGAUGAUGAAGAAGAAGAGGAGGAUAGAAUGAGGACAACUAAACGGGCAGUAGGGAUUAGGCAAGAUAACUCUGACCCAGAGGAGUACUACGAACCGAGAUCGAAGUCUGUAGUGCAUGGGCUUUGGAGAGGGAGCUUGUCUGUGGGAAUGCUUAGUCCACGUCUCCAGAGGGCUAUAAAAGACUACCUGAAUAAUAAUAAACAUGGUGUGGCCUACAGGGGGCACCGGAAUGCCCAACAGAGUGGCCAAGAAGUACUGUGUGAGAUGAAGAAGAGAGGGAAGGUUAGAACUUUGGAUGGGGCCGAGAGACCUUUCUCCAACUUAGGCUGGGAGAAGAUUGUACCUGACUUUCCCUUAAACCAGCUCUAUCGGUCAGGCUUCCAGACCUGUGCAGUGGUCACCUCUGCAGGAGCUAUGCUCCACUCUGGACUUGGCAAGGAGAUUGACUCCCAUGAUGCAGUUCUGCGUUUUAAUACAGCUCCUACAAAGGGUUAUGAAAAAGAUGUUGGAAAUAAAACCACCGUACGCAUCAUCAACUCUCAGAUCCUGGCUAAUCCCAAGCAUCAGUUUAACACAAGCUCAUUGUAUAAGGAUGUCACACUGGUGGCGUGGGAUCCCGCUCCAUAUACCCUUAACUUGAACAAAUGGUACACGAAUCCAGAUUACAACCUGUUCACACCAUACAAGGAAUACCGGGCGCUUUUUCCCGCUCAGCCUUUCUAUAUCCUGCAUCCAAAAUACAUCUGGCAAUUAUGGGAUGUGAUCCAGGGUAACAAUCUGGAGAACAUUCAGCCUAACCCACCUUCCUCAGGGUUCAUAGGCAUCCUGCUAAUGAUGUCAUUAUGUGAAGAGAUCCAUGUGUAUGAGUACAUUCCUUCACUACGACAGACAGACCUGUGCCACUACCAUGAGCAUUACUAUGAUGCGGCUUGCACUUUGGGUGCGUACCACCCCCUGCUUUACGAGAAGAUGCUCAUCCAGCGCAUGAAUGUUGGCUCCGAGGACGACCUCAAGAGGAAAGGCAAGGUCACGCUCCCUGGUUUCAAGAAAAUCCACUGUGACCCCUGAAAAAGACGCAAUAACUGCCUUUGCAAAGCACGCAGGCUGAUGCAGGACUACUCCGAGCCGGAAAUGCCAGCAGACUAGAAUGGGCCGCAUUGUAUAGACUGGAUGUUCUUCGGGACACUGUAGGUCACUUAAAGUUGCAUUUCCUGAGCCUAUGUUAAAAAAAGAUGGUUAGAAUAGCAAUAGAUGUAUCAUGAAAACAGUCAUUUUUAUAGAUCUGUGGAUGUUUGUGGUGAUGAAAGCCAUCAAAAAACAGUAUUUUUUAUGAUUUUUUUAAAACUCGAAGUUUUAGCAGUCAUAGACACUGAAAUUCACACUGUCAAUCAAGCCAAACAAUCAAUUGAUUUUUUUGUAAAUGAGAUCGUAUCAUGAUCGUAUCAUGUUUACGAUUCAGAUGAUGGUAUUCGUAUCAUCUGAAUAUAUAUUGUUCCACAUUCACAACCCUUUUUGAGAAUAUUUGGCUCUUCCAAAGUUUACUCUUUAACUGUGGUUAAGGAAUUUUUUCAAACUCUGCAUAAAUAUCCUCCAUUUUUUUAAUAGCAAAGGCAGAAUACUUUACUUAUACAAGUUGUACAGUCCUCUUAUACAGUCAGCAAAAAGGAGCUUUUGGGGGGAAAACAAAUUUCAAUAGAGGAAAAACGAAAGCUUAAUUUUUUAUUCUUUUUUAGAACCUGUCAUCACAGGUGGUUUACAGAAAUAGAGGGAUGUCCUUUUUAGAAUAAGUGUUAAAUAAGAAUUUGAUUGCUUGUACUAUGAAUUCAUUGCAGCACUGUAAAUAUUAUCUGUAACUUUAAGGCUGCUUGGCAAUAUAACAAGUACAGUGGUUAUAUUUGUUUAAUAUAAACCGAGGUAGCCUGGUCUUUUUUAACGAUACGCCUAAAAAAUAAGAGGUUUUCUUGACUCCUGUCUGAGUCUUCUUUAAAGCGAAUGAAUUACCAAGGCACAUUUGCGUUGUCUUCUCUUAAAUGUACAGUUGUUCAUUUGAAUUGAUGCACUCUGUGGUUUGGAAUGGAUGUACAGAAGGUAAAACUUGAAGGUUUGUUAUUUACUCGUUUGCAUUAUUUCAAUGUUUGCUGUUUAAUUAAGACAGAAAAUUUCACAAGCAAAUUUUUCUCUAGAUCCAUUAAGGAGAGCUAAAGUCUGUUUUAAUUGCUGUUGUACAUUUGUAAAAGUAAAACUAGUAAUUGAUAUUUUCACUCAGGAGCUAACGAUACUCUGAAGCUUUGGCUCUUACCGGAGUGAAAUAUUUAAUCUUCCUUAUAGUCCUAUGAUAGACUGGGGUGUGUAACGCUAAUAUUUGACCUAUAAUUUGUCUUGUUUCCCCAUGUUGGGGGAUUGUAGACAUAGAAAAUGGGCAGUGAUAAAACAUUUUGUUGUUAUUAUUAUAAUUUUUACUGUGGAAUAUUGAACAAGUAGGUUUUGAUGAAAUAUACCAUAUAUCAUACACAUACCACUGUUUUUGAAUAUCUAUAAGGCUCUGUUCCAAAACCUAGUGAGCUGCCUAUUCCCUACAGAGGCAGCUGUCUUCUAAGGCAGUGUUUCCCAACCCUUUUUCUACCAUGGCACACUUUUUACGACUAAAACAAUUCUACGGCACACUACUAUCCCACAUAGGCUAACCAUCGUCAAUAUUUGUCCUUUUCAAGAACUUGUCCAUGUUUUCUCUCCGUCUUAGUAGCGUGUUUACUUGUAAUGUUUAAAUUUCGCUAUGCAAUAAUUUCUCAAAAAUUAGACCUUCUCAUCGUCCGUCAUUUUGAUGGACAGGGUUGUAAAAAUUACGUCAUAAUCUAUUUAAAUGUUCAUAUUUUAAUGAUAAUAAGACCUUUUAAUAGCUUUUGUUUUCGUUCACAUUUUAAUUUUAAUCAUUAAUUUACAUGAUGAGCAUAUAGCAGAUUAUGCAUUUAUUUAUGAAGAGAACAGAUGGACAACAGAGACACGAAGCAGAGGCCACUAAAACACGACAUAUGAACAAUGCAAUAUUACAAAAAACAAAUACGAUUAAAAUAUGAACAAAACACGUACAAAAUGAACUGAACAGAACUCAAUCAAAAACUCUUAUCUUCCGCAUCGACUUAAACUCGCCUGUAGCGUAAACAUCAAGGGAGACUGAUGCUGAGGCAAUUGUCAUUAGAUUUUGCGUCUUUGCCUCGGACAGACGAUGUCUCGUGGCAGUUUUAAUAUGGUUCUGGAGACUAAACCCAGCGUCAAGCGCCGCAUUGCCCUCCACAUGACAAGAUUUGCAAAAAGCAUCACAGGGGUGAUUUUACAAGUUUGCCACAUAAAAAGCAGGAGGUGUGCACAAUAAACAUUGAAAACAUGUAUUUGGAAGAGAGAAAAUAGCUUGCAGUUGCUUUGAUCGCAGAAAGUAAUAAAAGGACUUGUUUAUGUUUAGGUCGAAGCAUUUUCUUGGUGAAUUUAAAUUAGUUCUAUAACUAGGGUCUCUGAUAUUCUUAAACGAUAAUAUAAAAUAUAAUUAAAACAAAUUAUGAGACAUUCAAUGUCUCCACAAAUUUGGAUAGUUUUAAAUAUUUCUUGUUGCUUAGUACUCUCAAAGAUGUUAUUGGUGAAGCAAAAACGUGUGUGUGUAAAAAAACACUGCUGUAAAGUGACGUCACUUAAUAGACUUCAAUGUAUUCUGCAGUGCUGAUGUGAGUCAUGUGAAAGACCCUUAAUGCGUAUAAUAUCAGUCGCUUUUGCACAAUCAUUUAUCUUCACAAAAGUGACCGAUUAUGGUUUCAAACGGCAAAUUUUUCCGAAAGGUGAGCAGUUUGGAUCCCUGAAAUUAAUAUAAUUUUUUUUUCAUGCAUUUAUUUAUUUUGUGGAAUUUGAUACGUUUUCCACAGCACACCGGACAAUCUUUCACAGUGCGCAGCGGCACAGUGGUUGGGAAACUGAAAUGGAACCUUAUAUGUGACUGAUUUGUGACACUACAUUGGCAGCAACUCUUUCUAUGAAAUGCCAAAGAGACUCCACACUAAUUGAUUGGGAGUUUGGCAUUAGCAUGCUGCUUCUGCAUAGCAUAUUGCAUAGAAUAGUUUUUUUUAAUAACAUUAAUAAUUCUUGCAGAAUUGAAUGAAUUACAAGUAUUUAUAACCAGCAUUUCUCUUGCGUUGUUCACCAUCUUGAAUUUGUUUCCACUGAGCUUGUCAAAAUCCAACACAGGAUUGCCUUCACUGUGAAGGAUAGCAUAAUGUAACAUAAUGGCAGCAUAAUGUUGCACCCUACCUUUAGUAAUAGCUUUCAUGCUGGGGGUGCACCUAUGAUGUCUAAAAAUGCUUCCUAGGCAGCUCACUAGUUUUGGAAUAGAGAUUAAGAAUGUUAUACUGAACUUACAAUGUCUUGUCUAAAUAUGACUUACUGAUUGGGGCUAAAUGUCCAGACAUUUAAUUUUUAGGGGCGUUUUGCCACUUUUUAUUGACAGGGUAGUGAAAAAAGGACAUCAAAUGAGGACAGAAAGUGGCUCAACAUUACGCAAACCAAACUUGAACUUCCUUCACAUGCAAUAGCAUCACAGCUCAAUGCGUUGUGGUAUACUUGGAGCCUAACCACUAGGCCACGGCUCUGACUAAUGUUUGCUUUUUAAACAUUUGAUGACCAACUGUCUUGUGCUUGUGAACUAUGGAAGGACUGAAACUCUGCUUUCUCUCUUUUCAAUUGUCAGCUAUUCCAUUCCACAUUUGGAUGUAGAGUCAUAUGAGUCCUUCUGUGAAUGUCUUUUCGUAAGCCUUUAAAAUUUGGUAUUUUAGCUGCAUAAAUGUGUCAUUGUCUCUCACAGAGAGAAUGCAACUUUAGAUUGGAGCAUUAUUUCAAGAGUAUUAUUUUAAGUAUUUACUGUAACUUUUAUCUUUUUUUGCUUGAUUUUUAAUGUCACAGGGUGAUAUGACUACUUUGCGGGGAAUACAGAAAGAAAUGUACAAUAAAGUGCACAGAGCAUGUGAUAUAAAGCAGGGCUUGUUAGUGUAAAAGGUAAAUAUGCAGUUAUGGAAUUUUAAGAUUUAUCCAUUUGUAAUGAGAAAUUGAGGUUUGUUUUUGAAAAAAAAAAAAAUAAUAAAAAAAGAUCUGCAGGUGAACUUUAAUGCAGCGUCAUGGAUGUGCACAGUAGAAUCCUGAGGACUGUGCCAAAUGUUGUGUUUUCCUGGGUUGGUUAGAGUGUGGGAAUAGUGCUGUACAUGUGGUGCUGUGCAUCUGUGCCAAGUUUCCUUUUUCUGUAUCACACCUUUCUAUGCCCUACUGAAUUUCUUUCUGUUUGCAUUUUUUUCUUUGUAACUUUGCACCACACAGCCUUUAAAUGAUUUUUUCCCCACUAUUAUAUGUUGUAUCAGUGAAUUGGCUUAAUUUUUUGUCUGUAAAUAUCUGCAAUUGUCAAAAGCCAGUUCACUUCCAAAAGCCAUGGAAUGCUUUAUAAUUUUUAUUUCUCUAUAUGGGAAUACACGUAUGUCAAUUAAGUACUUUUGAAACUACUAAAUGUUUGUGUAUUUUUUUUCCAUAAUAAAACCUU
Molecule: messenger RNA, 6295 nt
Organism: Xyrauchen texanus (razorback sucker)
Lineage: Eukaryota; Metazoa; Chordata; Actinopteri; Cypriniformes; Catostomidae
Product: beta-galactoside alpha-2,6-sialyltransferase 2-like
Exons: 7
Coding region: 280-1800 (506 amino acids)
Molecular function (GO): sialyltransferase activity
Source: RefSeq, a predicted model, not a curated record